AUACAGCGUACACUCUAGCAUUUCAACGCAUACUCCAUUUAUGCCUAUAGAGUGCUGCAAUGAUGACAUUUUUGUAGGCCAACUGGGAAGUUAGCAUCACCCAUGUUCCCUUGACAAAAACCCAAUAGGAUUUUUCUGUUGGCUUCUGUGGCUUUUUCUAUUGUCUCUUUGAUCAACAAAAGUUUAUGAUUCUCAAAGAAGCUAAAUGUAGGAUAUAAACGAACUACACAGCGGUCGCAUGACUUCAACAUCACCACCAUCAAGCUUCCGACAACUCUUUGUCUUUAAAAAAAAAAAAAAAACAUUUUCCCUGGAAGUUUGAGUUAGAAUUAUAUCAUGAACACAAUGAGGCUGUGAAAGUGAACUAGAUGAGUUUACUUCUUCAGCAUGAUGUUUAAUGUCCCGACAACCUCUUUAGUCCCAUUUAGUCACUUCUUAGCAACCACCUUUUUCAGUACAAGUAAAAAGUGGAUUGAUGCUGCGUCUGAAUAUGCCUUACUUCUGUACUAUAUAUAUAUAUAUAUAUAUAUAUAUAUAUAUUAUAUAUAUAUAAUGCGAAGAACAGUAUGUGAGCCAAGUAGUAUGUCUGAAUUCACAGUACUCAUAAAAACAGUAGGCAAAAAGUAUGCAGAUGACCUACUACUUCUAGUAAAAUUUGUAAAUUGUGCAAUCGAUGGACACUUUACUAUCCCAUGAGGCCACGGGAGUGGAUUUGUGAUUGGAAGUGAAGCAACGCAACUGACACUGUAGGUCACAUGAUAAUGACAACAUGGCGGAUGUAGUAGGUCAGAAUUUCAUUCAUACCACACAUAUUCACAUUAUUUAGAAUCUUUUUGAACAGUUGUGAAGUAAAUUUCAAACCACACGUUGUACCUACAAUAUGUGAUUUUGGAUGCAGCACGUAUAUAUACAUUUUUUUUUUUUCUUCAUUUUUUUUCCCCUCAUGUUAAAAAAAAAAAACUUUUGUAAAGAAAAAAAAAGUAAUGUUCGCAGUUCAGAGUGCUAUGCCAAAAUCUAAAAUAACCGUUUUGAUUUGCUGAAAUCAGGUAACUUGCUUCACAGGAAAGCUCAACCUCUGUAUUCUUUUUGUAAUGCAUAUUAUAAUGUAUUACAAUAGCUGUCUAUAUGUUGUACCUUUUAAAGAGUGUUAUAGCCUACAUAAACACACUUGAUUCACACCAAAAGGUGGAGUAACCUACAGAGCCUGUUUAUUGCCACUUAAAUAUUAAAGUCAUGUGGUGUCAAAUUAACUUAGUUACUUUUUACAGUAUUUCAAUUAAUGUAUAAUGUAUGUAUAUAAUUUGUAGAUGGAGUAUAUCUGCGUAUCAUGUCAGCAACCCAAAUCACCUUGUUGAACUUUUUUUAAACCUUGCGCACAGCUAAUUCAGCGCUAGAUUUUUUUGAAAUAGGUUUUAAAGAAAUGGCAUAACCACGUAUAAAGCAGCGUCUAAUCAGUUUGACAUGCAAAUUUUAUUGGGAGAACGCUAAUAAAGUUGGGAACCUGAUACCGCUCUGUAGCAUCCAGUGGAAAGCUGCGCGCGCUCUGCGGGGCGGGAGCUCGAGCGAACUUGCAACAUUGUCACAUUUCACUGCCAUCAUUCUGUCAAGAAACUUUAAAAACGUUUUUAGUUGAACUUAUUUUAAAUACUUGAAUAAGGUGGAUGCUGACUCUGGUUGGGUGAUUUGAAAUGAAGUGCGUCCUUGGAUGUUACGUGCACUUCUGUGCAGGGGUUAUUAUUAGUCUUAUUACCUUUCCUUUGGCUCAUGGGACCCCGUCGAGGUAUAGUCUGUUCCAGGGCAGUCCUUAUUCCAGCUCUGUUUCGAGACAACGAAACAAAAACUGGUGUGCAUUUGUAGUGCAUAAGAACGUGACAUGCGCUGUGCUGGCGGGAAACGAAAAUGUCAUGGAGCCGCAGCUCCUGCCCUGUCCGCCUCAUCAUCCUGACUGCACACAACGGGUGAUGUAUCAUACUCACCUGAGACCCAUGUACAAAAUAGGCUACAAACAAGUGACUGAACUGGAAUGGAGGUGUUGCCCAGGCUACCAAGGUCAUGACUGUACAGAGGUGAAAGUUACCCCACAGAAACCCAAUGUUGUUGAGGAACCACGUCCAGAUGCCCCUUCCACCAACAGUCAACAACAGAGUAUACUGGGACCAGAAGUGUUCUCCGAGACACAUCCAUGGUCUCAACCCAGGCAGAAAGGGGAUCACAACAUUCAACUGGGAGAUUAUGGAGAUCGCCAACAUGAGAGUCGCCGAGUUCAAGUAUUAGAAGAAGAAGUGGAGCGUCUUUCUCAAACAGUACUCGACAUGCAAGCCAUGACUUCAGCCAAUGCAAACUUACGGUUAGAUAUACAGGAAGAUGUUACCAAAUUCAUUCUAAACACGUUGGGGAAUUUGCAACAGCCACAGGAUGUCAAGGCAGGUGGAAUUGAGACCAUUGUGUUCCCAUCAGACCUCCGUUUAUCAUCAGGUGCUGAUGAACUGCAAAACCACAUUACCCAGCUCUCUAACAUGAUCAGUUCCAAUACUAAUAGCAUCCAAGAUCUGCAGAAUAGGAUCCAGAACAUCGAUGGACAGAUGCAUCGACUAACAGAAUCGACCAAUACUGGACCACUUCAACCCUCCUCAACUGCUGCAAUCAAUGAGUGUCCAUGUCAGACAUACAUCGAUGAGAAGCUUUCUGCCCUUCGUGAGGAGCUUCUUCAAGGAAUAGACAUCAAAUUAGCAGACAUGAAGAAUGCAUGUGACUAUAAAGUGCUGUCUGUUCAGGAGCAGUGUGAGGAACAAGAAACCUCUUACUUGAGUUUGGCCGAGCUCCUUGACUCUAAAGAGGCUGAACUCCGCAAAGAGAUCCAAGACUUGCGUCUCCAACUUCCCACUGGAAAAGCCCCGGGGUUGGACAGUCAUGAGGUCCAGAAGCUCAAGGACACCCAGCAGAUACUGAAAGAUGCCAUUAGGCAACAGAAUGCCACCCUUGCUCAGAUUGAUGCACAAGGGCGUAUUCUCGAGGCAAGGGUUAGUCUUGCAGAAAAGAGUGCAGAGGUACAUUGCCUCAAUCUUGAGGAGAAACUAAGAAGGGAAAGACUUAAGGAAGAGGAAGAUCAAAGCAUAGCCUUGGAAGAGAAAAUUAAUGCUGUUCAACAUGAAAACAGCACUUCACAGCUGCUGACCACAGUCUUAGGUCAUGAUCAGCGCCUAGAUGUCUUGGAGAAACAUACACAGCAACUGCAGGAAAUUAUACUGAAACGGGUGGAAAAUUUGGAAGCUGAUUUUGGGGAAAGCCAAGAGCAAGUGAGGACAAUGAAUGGCUCGCUUAAUGGUCUUGAUGGACGGGUGGCUAGCAUUGAAGGCGUUUGCGGUCGGUUUGAGCCAAUGUCCGACAGUCUCAAACGAAUUAAAGAGGGACUGAACAAACACGUUAACGGCUUGUGGACUUGCGUCCGUCAACUGAACAAUACAGUUCUCACACAUACAAGAGACAUUAAUGUGUUUAAAGCAAAUUCACACCUUUCAAAAGACGGACAGGAUGGGAUCACUAAUGCACCUACAGGUGUUCUUGAAGGUACAGGGGCUGUAAAAGUUUCCAUAGAGGGAGGUCAACCACUCCCAUCACUGUCUGCCACGACGUCUGCAGCAGGGCCUCGAGUGACCAAAAUCUCAUCUAACAUACCUCAGGGGAUCAAUGGGAGCGGGACAUCCAUUACUGGCUAUGCAGGAGCACCAGGUUAUCCUCUGACUCCUGCUGCUGCCCUCAGUCCUGAUUCUGUUUCUGCACAGAUUCCACUGAAGACAAUUCAAAUGGCUGCAGGAGAAGGGCGAGUAAUGACCUAUGUGUCGUUUUCGGCUGGUCUGACACUUGUGCCAUUCCCUGGAGAAAUCGGUAUCAUCCGAUUCAACAAUGUUCUGUUAAAUGAUGGAAGACACUAUGAUCCACAAACAGGUGUGUUCACUGCGCCCAUGGACGGACGGUACCUUCUCAGCGCUGUCUUAACUGCUCAAGCAGGAGAAAGAGUCGAGGCCUUUCUCUCAGUAGCCAAUCGCAACAUCCAGAAGCUUUACACUGCUGGGACGGGGAGCAGAGGUUCUGAGGACUGUGUCUGUGGUGGGUCCGUCUCUGCAAGUCUAGCUCUUCAUUUGAAGCGGGGGCAGAGGACGGGACUUGUGCUCACAUCAGGGAAGCUGGCGAUUUCUGCAUCCAGUGAAAUUCUGUCUUCAUUCAGCGGAUUCCUGCUUUACCCAACAAUAGCCAAGCGAUAGCUGACAGCCAAUGGCAAACAUUAAGGUUAGGGUUGAUUUAAAUUCUCGUAAUAAGCUGCUCAAAGAUAAUUUGGUUACUCUAUACUUGAAGCCUUUAUGUUAAUGCAUUAUACAAGAAUCCAUAAUGUAUGUUGCAGUGCAUUAUAUAUUUUCAUAAAUAAUUGUAAACAAAGUUAAAAUGCAUUAAUAUUUGUAGAUUCCUUUUCACACAUGAAAUUGGUUAUUCAUCAUGUUUUAAUGCAUUAUACUUUCUAAAUGAAGCAUUAUAAUGUUUUAUAACUUUGGUUGCAAUUACAUUUAUAAUGCAUUAUAUACAGGUUUCAAGUAAAGUGUUACAGAUAACUGUUUGACACAUGAAAAAGCAGAGGAACAAAAUGAGGAUCCAUUUAAAAACAAAAACUGACUACAACAGUUAAAAGCUUCACAUUCAUUGUUAAUUGAAAAACAAACAGUAGUGAUUUUACAAGGGAGCUCAUCUGGUAGGGUACGAGGAAAUCUAUUGAGCUGAUUUUAUAGAGGUCACCAAAUAGUGCACCACAAACCCAACCAAGAUUUCUACCAACUGGACCGUGAAUCUUUUCUCUUAGAAAUUAGUAUAAGCAUGGCAUUUUUAUUUUACACACUGAACAACCAUCUUCGAAGCAUGUUUACAUGAUUAAAAUAAUGAUAAACCUAUGUUUUUGAUUUUCACAAAAUGAUUUACUGUCUCACUGUAAAAAAAAAAAAGAAUUGUUGGUUUAACUUAAAAAAGGAAGUUACCUGGUUGCCUUACAAUUUUGAGUUCAUUGAAAUUAAAAAUUUGAGUUAAUACAAUGAAGGUGAUUGGUUUAAUCAACAGAAACUCAAAAUAUUAUGUUAUCUGAACCACAUUAAUUGUCUAAGUUGAUUUGACACAAGAAAAAAUGUUGUGAUAAAUCAUGAAAAUAAGGUUUUACAGUGGGUGGAAUCAAGCUUAGAUCCAGAUGUGAAACACAGUCCACUAAUUAGGGACUUCUGUUGUAAAAGGUAAAAAAAAAUUAGGAAAACUGCACAAAGAUAUAUAAUUAUAUAUAUUUAGUUUAUUGUAGCAACCUUGCCCCACAACAGAUCAAUGUUUUUCAUCUGUCAUUAAACAUACACAUGACUUCAACAGUAACAUUAUUCACCAUUUUUCAAUAACAUCACAAGGCUUAAAAAGAAUCUGUCUCACCCAAUGACUGAAUUUUAAACUUUCUCAUAACUCACUGUUGUUAGCUUUUGCCCAAAUCCACACCCUUUCCACCCCCAGUUUUUCAUCCAAGACAUUCAGUUCCCAGAAGAUUAUUUAUCUACAUUAAAACCUUUUUUUUUUUUUUUUUUUUUUGUAAUGUAUAAAUACUCAUGUUGGAUAUUUUAUCAAUGGCACAAUCAUUUAUGAUUGAAAUGUGUGCAAAAUGCAUACUGUUAUCAUCAAAAUCACUGCUCCAUAUGUUAUUUUUAUUUAGAUCAACUGUAAUAUUUUGUAAACUACCUGAAUAUGUGUAUCUUAUCUAACAAUUUAUGGAAGUGUUAUUUUAAAUGUCAAGUUCACUGUCAUUUCAUGUACAGGAUCAUUAUUGCUACCAUCUUCAUAUCUGUUGUGCAGAAUUUCUAGAGAAACAGAUACAGUAUAAAAAUCAGGAGCAGAAUGUCAGAACCGCUGGUUUUCAUCUGCAGAAGUAUAUGUGCAAAUAAAUGGCUGUUGAAAAUAAA
This is a messenger RNA of Ctenopharyngodon idella (grass carp), 5972 nucleotides long. RefSeq names its product elastin microfibril interfacer 2b (gene emilin2b). Gene Ontology annotation, molecular function: protein binding. The record is from RefSeq and is a predicted model, not a curated record. Bases 1689 to 4262 code for a protein of 857 amino acids. The transcript has 9 exons. NCBI's taxonomy places the organism in Eukaryota, Metazoa, Chordata, Actinopteri, Cypriniformes, Xenocyprididae.